AUGAAGAAGCUUGCGCUUGCGACGGAGCGCAAUGCUUCGGGUGUGAUUGUUAGCGACAAGCAAAGCCGCGAUAUUCACAUUGAAAGUUUCUCCAUGUCUUUCCACGGCCGUCUCCUGAUUGACAAUGCCACAGUACAGCUUAACUAUGGUCAGCGCUAUGGCCUUCUUGGCGAGAAUGGCUGCGGUAAGACAACUUUUUUGGAAGCACUUGCAAAUCGUGAUGUGGAAAUCCCUGCGCAUAUCGACAUUUACCUUGUCCGUGGUGAGGUCGACCCUACGGAAGAACAAGCACUAGACUACAUUAUCAAGUCUGCUCGCGAAAAGGUUGUGCGCAUUGAGAAGGAGAUUGAGGACAUGUCCGUUGCUGAUGACAUUGACGAGAUGGCACUUGCGCUCAAGUAUGAAGAGCUCGAAGAACUCGACCCCAGUACGUUUGAGGCGAAAGCGAGUGCCAUUCUGCACGGUCUUGGUUUCUCGCAGGCGAUGAUGGCCAAGCCGACCAAGGAUCUUUCUGGUGGUUGGCGUAUGCGUGUGUCUUUGGCGCGUGCUUUGUUCAUCAAGCCGCACCUGCUUUUGAUGGAUGAGCCGACCAACCACUUGGACUUGGAAGCAGUCGUGUGGUUGGAGGCGUACUUGUCGACCUAUAACCAUAUUUUGGUUUUCACUUCGCACAGUGCCGAUUUCAUGGACAAUGUGUGCACCAACAUUUUGGACUUGAAUCUCCUUAAAGAGUUCAUCACCUACGGUGGUAACUACAGCACCUACGUACGCACCAAGUCGGAGAAUGAAGUGAAUCAAAUGAAGGCAUACCAAAAGCAACAGGAAGAAAUUGCGCAUAUCAAGAAGUUUAUCGCCAGCGCUGGUACUUACGCCAAUUUGGUCAAGCAGGCCAAGUCUAAGCAGAAGAUCAUUGAUAAGAUGGAGGCCGCUGGCCUCAUCGAGCCAGUAGCACAGCCCAGGAUGCUGCGCUUCAACUUUGAGGACGUGCGCAAGUUACCUCCUCCAAUUAUCGCGUUCAACGACGUCGGCUUCAGCUACAGCGGCAAGCGCGAAGACUUUUUGUACAAAGACUUGAGCUUUGGUAUUGAUAUGGACUCUCGUGUGGCCAUCGUCGGUCAGAACGGAACCGGAAAAUCUACACUGCUCAAUCUCGUCACAGGAGCACUCCAGCCCGUGGACGGUAGCGUGCAGCGUCACGCUGGUUUGAAACUCGGCAAGUACUCGCAGCACUCUGCCGACCAGCUGCCAUACGACAAGAGCCCGCUCGAGUACAUCGAGUCGAAGAACAAGGAAAAGUACCCUGAAAAGGAUGUGCAGUUCUGGCGUGGCCAGCUGGGUCGCUUCGGUCUUUCUGGGCAGCACCAAACGACUGCCAUUCGUACACUUUCGGAUGGUCUCCGUAACCGAGUUGUCUUUGCGCAGCUUGCCAUGGAGAAUCCUCAUAUUCUUUUGCUUGAUGAGCCUACCAACCAUUUGGACAUGAGCUCGAUUGACGCACUUGCCAAGGCUAUUAAGGAGUUCGAGGGAGGUGUGGUUAUUGUUUCGCACGACUUCCGUCUCAUUUCACAGGUGGCCGAAGAGCUUUGGGAGGUCAAAGAUCGCAAGAUUGUCAACCUCACCAAGCAGGAUAUCGGUAUCGCUGACUACAAGAAGAUCCUUAUGAAAGAGAGUGCGACUGCAAUUGAGCGCGCCAAACUUACGGCGAAGACGUCCAACUAA
Molecule: messenger RNA, 1719 nt
Organism: Malassezia vespertilionis
Lineage: Eukaryota; Fungi; Basidiomycota; Malasseziomycetes; Malasseziales; Malasseziaceae
Gene: ARB1
Product: ABC transporter ATP-binding protein arb1
Exons: 1
Coding region: 1-1719 (572 amino acids)
Molecular function (GO): ATP binding; ATP hydrolysis activity
Source: RefSeq, a predicted model, not a curated record